Carassius auratus (goldfish) is the source of this 2465-nucleotide messenger RNA. RefSeq lists its product as uncharacterized. Lineage: Eukaryota; Metazoa; Chordata; Actinopteri; Cypriniformes; Cyprinidae. The record is from RefSeq and is a predicted model, not a curated record. The transcript is spliced from 9 exons. Gene Ontology annotation, molecular function: protein tyrosine kinase binding; MHC class II protein binding. Gene Ontology annotation, biological process: interleukin-15-mediated signaling pathway; positive regulation of ERK1 and ERK2 cascade; T cell activation. Bases 443 to 1540 code for a protein of 365 amino acids. Gene Ontology annotation, cellular component: membrane raft; external side of plasma membrane.
CAACCAACAACACAUUACUUUUUGCUUGCUCUGUCAUGUGUUUUAAGAAUUUUUAUGGCCACUCAAUUGCAGUUUAGGCUUUUGUUAAAGAAAUUGUUAAAAUUCAGAAUGUUUACAGCGCUUGGCACAUCUAACAUUCCAGUAAUAAUUUAAUGACUAUAUUACUAGGAUCACAUGGCAUUCAGGAAACAGUUUAAAGAAGUGAAACUAACUGUUGUGCACUGUUGUCUCUACAAUGAGACACGUUUCCCAUUCGACAACAGUCAAGACUCUAGAGGAGAUGUAAACUAGCAUUGUAACAGAAAAAAAAAAAAAAAAAAACUUAAUAGCAGGGUUUAAACAUUCAGUUGGUCGGAUAGAAGUUGUUAACAAUCCCAGGGGCUGUUUAAAUAAAGAGUUGUGAUCCUAUAAUGAAGAGGAAGUGACUGAAGUUGAUGAUAAAAUGGCUGAGAAGCGUCAUCUGCAUCACCUCGGACUGAUAAUCCUCUGGUCAUUUGUCACAGGUACCACUGGAGUGGAUGAAACACACGAGUUCUGCAGUUCUGGUGGAAGUGUCCGUCUGCCCUGUAAUGAUGCUCUUUCUGACUGCACAUCAACUACAUGGAUCUAUAGCAGACAUUCAAAGACAGUUGAACUGAUCACUUCAGGGAAAAAGAAGACAGACACAGAGAGACAUGAGAGACUGAGUCUGGGCUCUGACUGCUCUCUGAACAUCAACAAAGUCACAAAAGAAGAUUAUGGAUCUUACAGCUGCCGACGAUAUGUGAAUGGACAACAAUAUGGAAGUGAUGCACGUGUUUACCUGCAUUUUCUUCAUGUUUCAGUCUCUCCAUCAUCCUCUCAGAUCAGAAGCGGCAACUCUGUGACUCUCUUCUGUCAGUUGUAUUAUGAUCGAGUCUCUUGUGAUACAUUGGUCCGUGCUGAUGGAGUUCAGCUGAUCUGGGAGAAUCAGGCUGGUGUGAACCUACAGACAGACUCUAGAUAUCAGAUAUUAUUCUCCUCAGGACACUGUAACAGCACUCUGACUACAACACUCCUGGAUGAAGAUAACAACCAAGAGUGGAGAUGUCUGAUUACUCAGAGAAAUCAAGUGAAGACCUCAGCCACAUAUAUUGUCAGGUAUUCAGGAACAUCAACUACAAACACAUCAACUCCAAACACAUCCGAAUCUCAAGUGACUGUGAUCGUGAUGUCUGUUCUGGCUGCUGUGUUAAUUGUUGCCCUUGUUUCUGUUCUCUGGGUGAUCUAUACAAAAAGAGCUCGUAAUAAAGGAGGAGCUGAUAUAUCUGUGGACAAAGAUAGGGAUGAAAAUAAAGGGACCUAUGAAUUCAUCAAAAUAUCCAUUCCUACUACGCCAAACACCAAUGUACAGACAGCUGAUGUGAUCUAUUCUGAGGUUACCGCUUCCAGUAAAAAACAAGUAAAUACGCAUUAUAUUGAUUCUAAUGAUACAGUGACUUACGCUGCCAUCAGAGGAACAAAAGAUGCACCUCAGGAUGGACUUUACGCCUCUGUGAACACCACCACCCCUCACAAAUAAACUUUAAUUAUGCAAAUCAUUGCAUGACCUCACAUUAUGAGCAGAUUUGCAGUUUUUCACUCUGCAGAGAUUUAUGCAUUUAUGAGAUUCAUUGUGUUAAUGGACAGAACUUUUAUAUGACAUUUUUGAGGAAUAUACUGUGAAAAUCUACAAACACAAUUCUGAAGGAACUGUUAAAAAAAGUUUUAAAUGCAUAUAGCAGAGAGAUAAUUUUUUAAAAUAAAAAUAUAAAGCAUUUUAUCAUCUGUAGUCUGGGUCAGUUCACUGUAACAUUGGCUUGAAGGUUUUUCAGUUGAAUUUCUGUCUUAAAUAAUUUUAUGAUUCUCGCACUCAUUCUUUUUUCUUUGUAUUGACUUCCUUUGGGCUCUAUUGUAAGAAAGCAUGGUGUAUCAUUUCACCGCUAUGCAGAUGAUACCCAAAUCUAUGUACCUUUUGAAACAUGCUGCCCUAGAAUCUCCUUUUGCAUGCCUUGAUGAAGUAAAAACGUGGUUCUCUUAAUUUUUUUAUUAUUUCUGAAUGAAUCAAAAACUGAGGUUAUUGUCUUUGUCCCCAGUGAAAAUUCAGGGAGCAGUGGUAUCUGAUCAACUUUAUUCAUACAAUCCUACACGAAAUCUGAGGUCUGGUGAUCAAAGACUUCUCUCGUCCCCAGAUCAUGGAUAAAGCAUAGAGGGGAUAGAGCCUUUGCAGUUGCUGGCUCUAAGCUGUGGAACAGCCUUCCAGCUUAUAUCAGACCGGCACAGUCGAAAUGUUUUUAAAUCAUCUCUUAAAACCUAUUUCUUUUCUUGGGCUUUUGAUGUAUUGUGAGUUUAUGUUAUGAAUCUGUGGGUUGUCAUCUGUUCUAUGUCUUUGUUUGUUCAGCACUUUGUCAUACGUGCUUGUAUUUAAACAUGCUAUAUAAAUAAAACAAACUUGUAACUUCAUCCUC